Microthlaspi erraticum is the source of this 1185-nucleotide messenger RNA. The record is from the annotation of a GenBank genome assembly. Lineage: Eukaryota; Viridiplantae; Streptophyta; Magnoliopsida; Brassicales; Brassicaceae.
AUGGAUAGGAUAAGUCUGUUGCCUGAUGAGCUGCUCUUGAGAAUACUGUCGCUACUGCCUACUACGAAAGAUGUUGUGGCCACUAUGGUUUUGUCUCAACGAUGGCUGCCUCUUUGGAAGUUAACGCCAAAACUUGUCUACGACGAUAGCUAUCAAAACAUUGAGUAUGGAAAGUUUUCUCGCUUUGUGGACAGGUCUUUGAUUCUUCACGAGGCACCAGUAGACACUUUGCAUUUCAAACUUGUUCAAAACUCUAGUGCUGCUGAUAUUGGUAUAUGGACUGCAAUUGCGUUUAAACGCUGCUUGCGUGAACUGAAUAUCGAAUUUUCUCCCAGUACAAAUCCAGUCACGCUUCCAAGGAGCUUAUACACAAGGUGUACAACCCUUGUGACCUUGAAACUAAAGAGUGUGACUCUUGUGGAUGUUUCUUCCUUGCCUUCUUUCCCGACCCUCAAAACGUUGUGGCUUGUAGCGGUCAAGUACCCUGGUGAUGAGUUUGUCAAGAGGCUUUUAUCCAAUUGUCAUGUUCUUCAAGAUCUGUUAGUUGCACUAUUUCCCAGUGACAAUGUCACCGUUUUUACGGUUAGAGUGUCUUCUCUGAAGACUCUCAAGUUAGGUAGAAAGUCACGCAAAGUGAAAGAUGGUUUCGUGAUAGAUGCUCCUCUUCUAGAGAACUUUGAUAUUUAUGAUAUUAUGGGUGGGUUUUGUGUCAUUGAGAAUGAUAUGCCUAAAAUUGUCAAGGCCAGUUUUUAUGUCACUUACAGUCAGCCGGGGAAGAUUAUGAGUUGUAUUACUUCAGUCAAGUGUCUCACUUUAUGUUUAUCAACUUCAAAGGAGGUGUAUCCUGUUGGUACUGUCUUCCAAAAUCUUGUACAUUUAAGGGUAUGCACAUGUGAGACAGAGUGGGUGAAUCUACUUCUGUCUAUGCUCAGAGGUUGCCCUAAUUUACAAUCUCUAAAACUCUUUCAGUGCCGUAAACUUCCGGCUCCCAAGCCACGUCCUUGUUUGAAGGGAUCAACCUUGGUCCCUGGGUGUUUGUCAUCGAGUCUUAAGGCUCUGAGAUGGGUAGACUAUGAAGGAAGAGAAGAAGAGAAACAAGUGGCAGAUUUGAUCUUAAGAACCGGAAGCUGUUUAAAGAAGGUAACCAUCUUCUCCAAAGCUACAGACCCCAACAGGGAAACUUGA